GAGGAGGAGGAGGAGCUUCCGGCCCCUCCACCAUCUUCCUGCUGGCCUUCCCCUGUCUGCGCCUGCCGCAAGCUGCCGCUGUCGCUGUCGCUGCUGCCGCGGAGCGGGCCUGGGAUGCCAAGAUGGCGGCGGCGGUGUCGGUCUUCCCCGGCGUGCGGCUCCUGACUAUCGGCGACGCCAACGGCGAGAUCCAGCGACACCAGGAGCAGCAGGCGCUCCGCCUCGAGGCUCGCACGGGGCCCGACGCCGCUUGCCUCGCUCUGUAUAGCCAAGAUGAUGUUUGUGUGUUUAAAUGUUCUGUAUCAAAGGAGACAGAAUGCAGCCGAGUGGGCAAGCAAUCCUUCAUUAUCACCCUGGGAUGUAAUAGUGUCCUUAUACAGUUUGCAACACCAAGUGACUUCUGCUCAUUUUAUAAUAUAUUGAAAAACUGCCGAGGCCACAACGUGGAACAGUCAGUGUUCAGUGAGCGCACGGAAGAAUCCUCUGCUGUGCAGUACUUCCAGUUUUAUGGAUACUUGUCUCAGCAGCAAAAUAUGAUGCAGGAUUAUGUCAGAACAGGAACAUACCAGAGAGCAAUCCUGCAGAACCAUAGUGACUUUAAAGAUAAGAUUGUAUUAGAUGUUGGCUGCGGCUCUGGUAUCCUGUCAUUUUUUGCUGCCCAGGCUGGAGCCAGAAAGGUCUAUGCUGUUGAAGCCAGCACUAUGGCUCAGCAUGCAGAGGUUUUAGUCAAGAGUAACAACCUCACUGACCGGAUUGUGGUAAUUCCUGGGAAAGUAGAGGAGGUAUCACUUCCAGAACAGGUGGACAUCAUUAUUUCUGAGCCAAUGGGUUAUAUGCUUUUCAAUGAACGUAUGCUGGAGAGUUAUCUGCAUGCCAAGAAGUAUUUAAAGCCCAGUGGAAAUAUGUUUCCAACAAUCGGUGACGUCCAUCUAGCACCAUUCACAGAUGAACAGCUGUACAUGGAACAAUUCACGAAAGCUAAUUUUUGGUAUCAGCCAUCCUUUCAUGGGGUAGAUUUGUCAGCACUUCGGGGGGCAGCGGUAGAUGAAUAUUUUAGGCAGCCUGUUGUGGACACCUUUGAUAUUAGGAUUCUUAUGGCCAAAUCUGUUAAAUACACAGUGAACUUCUUAGAUGCCAAAGAAGUGGACUUGCACAGAAUAGAAAUCCCGUUCAAGUUCCACAUGCUUCAUUCAGGUCUAGUCCAUGGAUUGGCUUUCUGGUUCGAUGUUGCCUUUAUUGGUUCAAUAAUGACCGUUUGGCUUUCAACCGCUCCCACAGAGCCUCUUACCCACUGGUACCAGGUUCGGUGUCUCUUUCAGUCUCCACUUUUUGCUAAGGCUGGUGACACCCUCUCAGGGACAUGCCUGCUCAUCGCCAACAAGAGGCAGAGUUAUGACAUCAGUAUUGUUGCUCAAGUGGAUCAGACAGGCUCCAAAUCCAGCAACCUCCUUGAUCUGAAAAACCCAUUUUUCAGGUACACAGGUACAACUCCAUCACCCCCGCCGGGUUCGCACUACACCUCUCCUUCAGAGAACAUGUGGAACACAGGUGGCGCCUACAACAUGAGCACAGGGAUGGCUGUUGCUGGGAUGCCCACAGCCUAUGAUCUCAGCAGUGUGAUUGCUGGUGGCACCAAUGUUGGCCACAACAACCUUAUUCCUCUAGCCAACACUGGGAUUGUCAAUCACACUCAUUCCCGGAUGGGCUCCAUCAUGAGCACAGGGAUUGUCCAAGGCUCAUCUAGUGGUCAGAGUGGAGGAACAUCAAGCACUCACUACCCAGUCAAUAGUCAGUUCACUAUGGGAGGGCCAGCUAUUUCCAUGGCAUCCCCCAUGUCCAUCACCACCAACACAAUGCAUUAUGGGAGCUAAGAAACCUUCACUGCAACCUCUGAACUGACAGCACCAGGAAACCAAAUGAAGACGUUUCAUCUUGCCGCCCAUCUGCCUGCUGCACCUUCAACAGUUUGGCAAUUGCUUCCCUGGAUCUCUUCUACCCCCCAGCCCCCUUAGGCUCACCCAGAGAUAUUUUGACCCUUGUAUAAUAGAAGACAGCCUCCACUGGUUCUUUGAUAGUGGACUUGUAUACUUUUUUAAAUGAAAUGUUGGAAAUUUCAACUUGCUCAACCAUGACUGAGUUCCUGCCCUCACUGUGUCUUACAAACAAUCAUGUUGUUGAUGGUAUCACCUUCAGUCUUCCAUGACUGCUCAGCGUUAGGCACAGGCUGCAGAACAGAACUGCUAACAGGGUCACUAGCAUGCUGUGGACAGACCAGCAGCAGCAACUGGAGUCUUCAUCUCUGCUCCCAUUGUAUUAAAUGAAAGGGCUACAGCUGGCUGUAGGUCAAAAUCCAGCAGCAUUAUCCGUCAUGCCCACCUUGGUUUCUCACCUAUCCCAGCCUUUGGGAAGGUGCUUAUUUCUUUGGUAAGACUUAAGGAGGUAUAUCUCCUUCUGGGAGGGACAGUCCCUCUGGGCUGUUGUGGGGGUUGCAGGAUCUUACUGCUACAGGUCUUGGACCUCUGGAAGAGCAUCCAAGAUGGGAUGGGAUUGUUGUGCCGCAAGCAUUUAUUUUGUCAGCAGGUCUGAUGAUCAUCUGUCUUUUGAGAAAUCCUGAUGUACCAUCAAAGGGUUAAACAAAUUUUAAAACACGAAUGUAUUGAAAAAACAAAGGUGGCUGCCUGAAAGUGAACAAUUUGUGUAUCAGUUUCCUGUUGCUCAUCUUGAAGGCUGUGGUCACUUCUAAGAGUCUCCUUUGCUCGCUGUUUUCUAAGCUGCUGGCAUCUGCUAUCUCUUGUCCCUCUCUCUCAUUUGGGUAGGAAGUGGGCAGUGGGUGCCAAGUGGUUUGGUAUGUAGACUUGCCUGUUCCCUGCAGUAGCCAUCAGGGACUUUAGAGUAGAUCGUUCCAGCAUCUGUUAUGGAAGCCCCUUUGUAGUAUUUGUAUGUAUAACUUGUAACCAUUUACGGUAUUUUUUUCUUUUGAAAAUCCAUGAGCUGGCAUUUUUGAAAGGACUUGGCAGGGACCCAUUUUGUGGAUAAAAAGUGUGUUUUCCGUAAUCAAUUUUUUUGGCUCCCAACAAGGACUUGCUGGAUUGAAUUGGGUGGGGGGAGGUAUGGGGGAACAUUGCGAAGAAGUUCCAUAAUGGCUCAGUUGUGGGUCUACAUAAGGCCAAGUUCUAGAUUUGGCUGAUCAAUGAUUUUGUGACUAUUGAAUAAAGCUGGGCAGGUUUUAAAGA
Pogona vitticeps (central bearded dragon) is the source of this 3233-nucleotide messenger RNA. It is a transcript of the gene CARM1, whose product is annotated as coactivator associated arginine methyltransferase 1. Lineage: Eukaryota; Metazoa; Chordata; Lepidosauria; Squamata; Agamidae. The record is from RefSeq and is a predicted model, not a curated record. Gene Ontology annotation, biological process: peptidyl-arginine methylation, to asymmetrical-dimethyl arginine; chromatin remodeling. Gene Ontology annotation, molecular function: histone H3R2 methyltransferase activity.